Messenger RNA from Haliotis rufescens (red abalone), 914 nucleotides. RefSeq names its product 40S ribosomal protein S4-like. Gene Ontology annotation, biological process: translation. The transcript is spliced from 7 exons. Lineage: Eukaryota; Metazoa; Mollusca; Gastropoda; Lepetellida; Haliotidae. The coding region runs from base 75 to 866 and encodes 263 amino acids. The record is from RefSeq and is a predicted model, not a curated record. Gene Ontology annotation, cellular component: ribosome; cytosolic small ribosomal subunit. Gene Ontology annotation, molecular function: RNA binding; structural constituent of ribosome.
UAACGCAGGCCAAAGCGGAAGCGGAAACAGAAUUGCUGAUCGCGAAGUCGACCUUUUUCCGGUAGCCAUCCAAAAUGGGUUAUCGAGGACGGAGGAAAGUGCUUAAAAGAGUUACGGCUCCAAAGUCAUGGAUGCUGGACAAACUUGGUGGUGUCUUUGCUCCCCGUCCCAGCACUGGUCCUCACAAGCUGAGGGAGGCACUACCAAUGAGUGUGCUGAUGAGGAAUAGACUUAAGUAUGCCCUCACAUACAAUGAGGUCAAGAAGAUUGUCAACCAGCGACUCAUCAAGGUUGAUGGCAGAGUUCGCACAGACAAGAACUUUCCCACAGGAUUCAUGGAUGUUGUAACCAUUGAGAAGACCUCUGAAAAUUUCCGAGUCCUGUAUGAUGUCAAAGGAAGAUUUAUUGUGCAUCGUAUAAAGCCAGAAGAAGCAAAGUACAAGCUCUGUCGAGUGAGAGGUGUUGCAACCGGCCCCAAGGGAGUGCCAUACCUGACAACAAAUGAUGGCAGAACCAUCCGCUACCCAGACCCUGUGGUGAAAGUGAAUGACACCAUCAUGGUGGACAUUGCUACAGGGAAAAUGAAGGACUACGUUAAGUUUGAAUCUGGCAACCUGUGCACGAUCACUGGAGGCCACAACUUGGGACGUGUUGGUGUAAUUAUCAACAGGGAAAAGCAUCCAGGGUCCUUCGACAUUGUUCAUGUCAAGGAUUCCCUGGGACACACAUUUGCCACAAGAAUGAGCUAUGUGUUUGUGAUUGGCAAGGGCAACAAGCCAUGGAUCUCCCUACCAAGAGGCAAAGGAGUGAAGUUGUCCAUUGCAGAGGAACGUGACCGCAGGAUGGCUAUGAAGGCCAACCAGUAGAUCAUCACCAGUGUAAAGGAAAAAAAGUCUAUUAAACCUGUGAUGGUG